CUCAAGACCUGCGAUCAAAAUUUAACGGCCACAAAGGCUCGAGCGCAAAUCUAAAAAACUUGAUCAUGCCCACAGAAAAUCAAAACUGUAGACUAGUUAUCUCACUGCUUCACUGGUUACAGUUUACUCGACGCCAAACACUGAGCUUAAAGGCACAAAGAUCAAAGCUUCUAAGAGCCAAGAAUUCAAAGUGCCUAAAAGCUAAUACCCAAGAACCAGGAAAUUAGCAGCAGAUGGGUUUUACCAUGGGCUUGAACCUGCUGCUCCUCCUAGCCAUGGUGGCUACCAACAUCCUGUCCCUCUACCACCUCUCUGCUCCCACUCUUCAAUCCCCCAAACCCCCAGCUCCUUUGCAAGUCCCAGACCAUCUGCUCCACCAAUUGCAAACUAUACGCGCCACCAUUAACCACCUCACGCGCCACCAACCAUCAAACCCCACCACUCCCACCACCUCUCAAUCCAAACCCACCAUCCCUUCAGAUCUCCUCCUCUAUUCGCACGUAUCCCCCAUAGCCUCUUCCUGUCACAACCACCCUGACCUUCUCCACAAGUACAUGAGCUACACUCCUUACUCUCUUUGCCCUCUUGACUCUGAUCUUGCUGAGUCUUUAAUCCUCCGUGGCUGCCACCCUCUCCCUCGUCGCCGAUGCUUCUCCAGAACCCCAUCAAAACCCCCUUCUUCUCUCCCACGUAACCCUUUCCCUUCCUCAUUUGUUGACUCUAAUGUAAUAUGGGCUCAAUAUUCUUGCAAAUCCUUUUCUUGUCUUGCUAAACAGAGCCCGAAUCUUGGUUUUGAUAUAAACGCUGAGAUCUCAAGGUUUAUGACAUAUAAAACAGAGUUAGAUCUCCCAAUUCCACAACUGCUACAAGUAGCCAAAUCAGCUAAUUCUUUGAUCAGACUUGGUAUUGAUAUUGGCGGCGGUACUGGUACUUUCGGAGCAAGAAUGAAGCAGUACAAUGUGACUGUAAUCACUACCACAAUGAAUUUCAAUGCGCCUAACAAUGAAGUGGUGGCAAUCAGAGGUUUGGUGCCACUUCACGUGCCAUUACAGCAGCGGUUGCCGGUGUUUGAUGGGGUGGUGGAUCUGGUGAGGUGUGGACGUGCAGUGAACAGGUGGAUACCAUUGAAGAUGAUGGAGUUUUUGUUCUAUGAUGUGGAUAGGGUGUUGAGAGGUGGUGGGUACUUCUGGUUGGAUCAUUUCUUUAGUAAAGGGGUGGAUCUUGAUAAGAUUUAUGGGCCUUUGAUUGGAAAGUUGGGUUACAAGAAGGUGAAAUGGGCAGUGGGGAAUAAGACUGAUUCAAGUGGCUUGAAGAAUGGGGAGGUUUACUUGACUGCUCUUCUGCAGAAGCCUGUAUCAAGAUGAGAGUCAGAUACUGGGCUAUAGAUUUCAGACAAUAAACUUGGUUCAAUUUCUGCUGUUCCGGUCUGGUAUCAUUAUCAUAUCUCUCCAGAUUGGCUAGCAAAAGCGCAAGCUACCCUGUUCAAAAUUUAGAUGCUUCUUCAGAUAAAAGAUGUAAGCAGCUACCUCAGCAAUGAAGCAACUUACUUAUUGCCACAAAAUUGUCUAUAAAGAUUAUAGGAUGGGGUAAAAUCAGGAUUCAGGAAGGUUGUAGGCAGAACACAAUGAUUGAUCUUUAUUGGUUUUUGUAUUCAUAAGCAUGUUAAUUCAGUUAACUGUGUACAAAUAAAUAAGCAGAACAAGCAUACAUUUCUGUUGCCCAUUGCCCAACAAGGCAACAAAUCUAUGAAAAUAAAAUUAGGAAUAUUAUUAUUU
Molecule: messenger RNA, 1775 nt
Organism: Hevea brasiliensis (rubber tree)
Lineage: Eukaryota; Viridiplantae; Streptophyta; Magnoliopsida; Malpighiales; Euphorbiaceae
Product: probable methyltransferase At1g29790
Exons: 2
Coding region: 234-1364 (376 amino acids)
Molecular function (GO): methyltransferase activity
Source: RefSeq, a predicted model, not a curated record